Messenger RNA from Aaosphaeria arxii CBS 175.79, 1473 nucleotides. Its product is annotated as putative MFS transporter. Gene Ontology annotation, cellular component: membrane. The transcript has 6 exons. The record is from RefSeq and is a predicted model, not a curated record. Gene Ontology annotation, biological process: transmembrane transport. Lineage: Eukaryota; Fungi; Ascomycota; Dothideomycetes; Pleosporales. Gene Ontology annotation, molecular function: transmembrane transporter activity. Bases 1 to 1473 code for a protein of 490 amino acids.
AUGGCCACCAAUCCAACGACAACCACAAACCAAAUCAUGCAGAAAAGCUCAACCGAGCAGAUCGAUCAUGUCAAAUCCAUCGAUCCGGCCGAAAAGCCACAGUUCACUGUCGAGAUGGAUAGAUUCGGUGCAGUAACUAAGACGAACCCAGAGGAGAUCGCGUUGGUGAAGAAGAUUGACCGAUACAUGCUUCCAGUUCUAUGGCUGAUGUACUUCUUCAAUUUCCUGGACAGAAACGCAAUCGUCAAUGGAAAAAUCAACCAUCUGGAUAAGGAUCUUGGUAUGAAAGGCACCGAAUACAACACCUGUGUGAGCAUCUUCUUCGUCGGCUACCUCGUCGGCCAAGUUCCCUCCAAUAUGAUCCUCACCCGUGUCAAGCCUGCUUGGUACAUGGCUGGAUGGAUGAUGGCGUGGGCAAUCGUCAGCACACUUAUGGCCAUUGUGAAGGAUUACCACGGCAUGCUAGCUGCCAGGUUUGUUUUGGGUGUAGUCGAGGCCCCAUUCUACCCCGGCGGACUGUAUAUGAUCAGCAUGUUCUAUACCCGCAAGGAAACCGCAUCUAGGUUGUCAAUCUUCUAUACUGGAAACCUGCUUGCAAGCGCGUUUUCCGGCCUCAUUGCUGCUGGCAUCUUCGAAGGCCUGGAUGGUAGAAAUGGAUGGGAGGGUUGGCGAUGGUUGUUCCUCAUCCAAGGUCUCGUUACAGUGCUCGUUGCUGUUACUGCUUUCUUCCUUCUCCCGAACGCGCCACUCACAACUAAAUGGCUCACUCCCGCUCAGAGGCAGCUGGCGCAUGAUAGAAUCGUCUUUGACACUACCGGAAAGCAGGAGCAGGUAAAUGUGUGGAAAGGUCUCCGAGAAGCUUGCGUCGAUUAUCGUACAUGGGUCUUUGCUCUUAUGCAGAAUCUCCAUCUUUCCGCAAACGGUUUUAAAAACUUCCUUCCAACCGCUGUUCAAACUUUGGGUUUUGGUAGGACAGUAACACUGGUGUUGACAUGCCCACCAUACCUUUUGGCUGGUAUCAUCUCCGUCCUCGUAUCUUGGUCAUCUGGGAAGCUCAACGAACGUACCUGGCACAUAACCCUUUCCAAACUGGUUGCUAUUGUUGGUUUCAUGGUCGGAACCUUGACCCUGAAUGUUGGUGCCCGCUACUUCGCAAUGGUGCUGUUUGUUGGCGCAACAUAUGGCGUCAACAACAUCAACUUGGCUUGGGCGGCCGCUGUUCUGGGCCAAACAAAUGAGAAAAAGGCCGUCGUUUUGGCAAUCGCAAACACACUUGGAAACCUAUCCUUCGUCUACACUCCAUACCUCUGGCCGGAUUCUUCCAAACCGCGGUAUUCUAUGGCCAUGUGGGCAUCAGUCGGGUUCUCAGGCGGCGUUAUCGCGUGCGCGUGGGUGUUGAGAUUUAUCAUGCAAAGGGAUAAUAAGAAGCUGAGGGCACUUGACAGCGAGACGAUCAACUUCUACGUCUACUAA